AUGGCGCCGCCCUUGCCCUUAAUGUUGGUAACUAAGCCAAUUGAGAAGCUACUGACAUUAAAAUGUCGUCUCAUCAAAUUGGAUCCGAAAAGUGCAAUAACAAAUGACAUGCGUGAUCGUGGUUGGGAACAAUUCGGACGUUGGAAAUGUCCGUAUCCUGAUAUGGAUAAGAACCUUCCAGAAGGGACGGCCGGAAACAUAUACCGUGCAAUGCUUGCAAACUGCAAACUUUGA
Haemonchus placei is the source of this 234-nucleotide messenger RNA. The record is from the annotation of a GenBank genome assembly. Lineage: Eukaryota; Metazoa; Nematoda; Chromadorea; Rhabditida; Trichostrongylidae.